AUGCCGACCGCCGGGCUCAAGACAAUCAUCGCCCUCUCCUUCGUCCUCGCCGUCGGAUUCCUCCUCGUUAUCCUCUCUUGCGCCCUCUGGAAGGUCUACUACCCGCUCCUCGUCGUCGCCACAUACGUCCUGGCCCCGAUCCCCAACUGGAUCUGCUCGCGAUGCGCCAACCCUGAUGAUUUCGUCGAGAGCUCCGGCGCCGCCGUGCUGGACCUCGGCCGCUUCUGCACCGGCUUCCUGGUCGUAAUGGGAAUUGCUCUGCCCGUCGUUCUCGCGCACUCCAAUCUCAUCCAGGUCGAGGCCAUGGUCAUGUCGAUAAUCGGCGGUCUCCUCAUCUACGGCACCAUCAUCAGCUUCGGCAUGUUCUUCCAGGAAGAGCAAGAGUUUUAA
Molecule: messenger RNA, 390 nt
Organism: Colletotrichum karsti
Lineage: Eukaryota; Fungi; Ascomycota; Sordariomycetes; Glomerellales; Glomerellaceae
Product: vacuolar protein sorting 55
Exons: 2
Coding region: 1-390 (129 amino acids)
Biological process (GO): late endosome to vacuole transport via multivesicular body sorting pathway
Cellular component (GO): endosome; Vps55/Vps68 complex
Source: RefSeq, a predicted model, not a curated record